ACUAUCCUGUCUCUGUUUCAGAUGACUGUUUGGCCGACUCUCCUCUUUCUUUGGUGUAUCCUCAACUGCAUGGAGCUCUCAGCUUCAUCCUCAAAUCCUCAGUAUACCAAGUAUAAAAACUGCUUUCGCCUCACAAGGUCUACUCGAACCCGUGUGCAGCAGCUGCUGAGGAAAUAUAAGGAGCUGCAUCUGGGAAAUAGGCAUUUUGAGGACAGAAGCCGACACUUAAAGGACCUGCCGUUAAUUUCUACAGAAUUCAACAGUUGGAUUAAUCUGACGGACUGGGAACGCCUGCAUGCCGCUGUCAGGGAUAUGCAAGCCUAUUGGAAUAUGCUGGAGUGGAAGAGAAGACAGCUGGAGAAGGAGGAAAAAGACCAGAAGGUGGUGCAGGUGGCUCGGGCAACUUUAACUAAGAGCAUCAGGCACAUUCAGCUGGAUUUACGGGACCUGAUGAGCCAAGUCAGCAGUCAGAUGAGCUCUAUGAGAAGCUCUUGGAUAAGGCCAGCGUCUGCUACAGCACAAACACCGCUGAACCCAGCAAGCAGGUCCAGAACAGUAUGGGACAACCUCGUGGAAGGUUACAUCAUUCUGAGGGAUCUAGACCUUUACCUCACCAAGCUGGCGAGAGACUUUCUUGUACUGGCAUCGAAAAUACAGUCAUGAGUCAACACUGAAAAAGACAAAACACACACACACACAGACACACAGACACACACACACACACACACACACACACACACACACACACACACACACACACACACACACACACACACACACGUACCAAAAAAGAGGAAAAGGGAAGAAACAGUUGAACUGACUC
Archocentrus centrarchus (flier cichlid) is the source of this 823-nucleotide messenger RNA. RefSeq lists its product as uncharacterized. The transcript has 4 exons. Gene Ontology annotation, molecular function: cytokine activity. The record is from RefSeq and is a predicted model, not a curated record. Gene Ontology annotation, cellular component: extracellular region. Gene Ontology annotation, biological process: positive regulation of tyrosine phosphorylation of STAT protein; cell surface receptor signaling pathway. The annotation marks the transcript as partial. Lineage: Eukaryota; Metazoa; Chordata; Actinopteri; Cichliformes; Cichlidae.